AUGGCUUCAACUCCACAAGGUAACCCUAACUCUGAGUUUGAAGACAUCAUCAACCGUAUGAAUAACCUUAUGGAGGAACCUCACACAUACAGUUAUGAUGACAAUGAUGAUGCGCAAGAAACUUCAUUUGAUACUCAUAAAAACGUGCUCUUCAAGUUCAACUCUGGGAAAGAGGAUCAUCUAAACAUUCUAAACGAAGUCCUGUCAAAAGCUUGGAGACCCACAGGUGCAGUUUCGAUCACAGAUAUUGGAAGUGGAUACUACAAUGCAAAGUUUCAGUUUUUAUGCGACAUGGAAGCUGCUCUACAAGGCACUCCAUGGUCUGUAAAAGAAGACCUAAUGCUACUGGAAAGAUGUAAAGAAGAAUUUCUUAUAGAAGACUAUGAUUUAAAAUACGUUUACUUCUGGAUACAUAUUCAUGGAUUACCAUUAAGUAUGAUGAACAAAGAAAAAGUUUCCAAUAUCAUUAAGGAAAUUGGAAAUCCAGAUCCACUAGACUCUGAACUAGCAUCUAAAUGGGGUAAAUACACAAAAGGAAAGCAGGUGAUGUACCCUGAGCAAGGUAAGGAUGAUAGUCAUGUCAAUUAUAAGACAAAUAAAAAUGCUGCAGUUACAGAACUGUAUGCCACCAACACAAACACAACUGUAAAGCCUGACAACCACUCCCAGCUGCAGUCACACGAUCCAAGUAAAAUGGUUGAUCAGAAAAUUCUUAGCUGUGAGAUGCCAUCAAAGAAAAUUACAGACAGUGAAAGUACGAUAAAUACUGAAGGUAAUUUUGCUUCGAUGAAGUUGGCUAUAUUACCAGCUUCUGAAAAUGGUUCAAAGGCCAAGCUCAUAAUAAAUCCAAGAAGCCUAAUGUUAAAACCCGAUAACCCACAGUUGCAGACUAAUUCAACCCCUUACCUUUCAUCACACCCAAAUACCAAACCUAAUUCGAAUUUCAUUCAGCGAGGAGAAUUUUUGAAAUCAAGUGAGGCAGAUGAGUUCUCAUCUAUCUCAGUUUCUUCUACUGAUUCAACGAAGAAGAAGAAUAAGUGUUGGAAGAGAUCAACAAGGGUUAAUUCGAAAGGAAGCACUGAAAAGAAAGAUGAAGAGAUUUCAAUUGGGGUUAAAAGGCAUGCUUGUCCUAUGGAUAUUGAUGUUCCAAUCAAGAAGACUCAUUCAACAGUUAACUCUCAAAAGGGUGUGGUGGCUUCCCAAAAUCAGCCACAAGUUCAAUAUUUUGACAACUACAAUUUUGUUCCUGCAAUUGGUAGAAGUGGAGGUCUGGUUAUUCUGUGGAAUGAUUCUGUUAACCUAGAAAUUCUCAGUUCCAAUACAAAUGUUAUUCACUGUCGUAUUCAUAACCUAUUAGAGAGUGAUUGGGAUGUAUUCUGUGUCUAUGGCCCUCCUAGUAGUCAGAAAAGAAAUGAAUUUUGGCACAAUUUCUCCCUAUUCACUGCUCAGAUUCAGAAUCCUUGGUGUAUGGUGGGUGAUCUAAAUGGUAUCUGCUCCAGCUCAGAAAAGCAUGGUGGUAGUCAAAAGUUUAAUUCUGCUAACAAUGGUUUUAAGGAUUUCAUCCAAGAUAGAAGUUUGGUUGAUUUGGGUUAUAUUGGCCCAGCUUUUACUUGGUCGAAUGAAGCUACCUUAUCAGAGCCUAUAUAUGAGAGGCUAGACAGAGCUAUGUGCACUACAAAUUGGCUCCUCAUGUUCAAGGAUACUGGGGUUCUUCAUCUACCUAGAACUAGUAGUGACCAUUCCCCAAUUCUGGUGAAUAUUGUUGGCAAACUGGAUGCAGUUGGUAAAUCUUUAAACAAGUGGAGCAGGAAAUCCUUUGGGAACAUCUUCCAGGCCAUGGAACACGCUAAGGCUGAACUUCUCAACAUCCAAAAAGAAGCUCACUUGAGAGACAUCAGAUAG
This is a messenger RNA of Papaver somniferum (opium poppy), 1902 nucleotides long. RefSeq lists its product as uncharacterized. Gene Ontology annotation, molecular function: catalytic activity. The record is from RefSeq and is a predicted model, not a curated record. The transcript is spliced from 4 exons. Bases 1 to 1902 code for a protein of 633 amino acids. Lineage: Eukaryota; Viridiplantae; Streptophyta; Magnoliopsida; Ranunculales; Papaveraceae.